Prorocentrum cordatum is the source of this 1156-nucleotide messenger RNA. Lineage: Eukaryota; Dinophyceae; Prorocentrales; Prorocentraceae. The record is from the annotation of a GenBank genome assembly.
CCGCGACACGGGCGCCACGCCGCUGUACCUCGCGACGCAGCAGGGCCACUGCGAGGUCGUGGAUGCUCUGGUCAGCGUGAAGGCCAAUUUGAACUUGGCCCGAACCGACGUGGGCGCGUCCCCUCUGUGGAUUGCGGCGCAGAACGGCCAUGUUGCGACGCUGUCUUCUUUGAUAAGCGCGCGCGCGGACGUCGAGAAGGCGAAGUCCGACACCGGCACCUCGCCGCUCUACAUCGCCGCACAGGACGGGCAUGACGAGGUGGUGCGGCGGCUGAUCUGGGCCCGGUGCGACAUCCACCGCGCCCGGCCGGCCGACGGCGCCACUGCGCUGUACGUGGCGUCCCAGGAGGGCCGCUGCGGUGUGAUGGUGCAAUUGCUCGACGCCAAGUGCAACAUCGACGUACCGAGGAGAGACAACGGCUCGACUCCGCUCUACAUCGCCGCCCAGGAGGGCAACCUUGCCGCCGCGCAGCUGCUGAUCAGCAGGGGCUGCCUCGUCGACAAGGCCCGCACGGACACGGGAGCCACGCCGACCUACAUCGCGGCCCAGGGCGGGCGCGCGGAGGUGAUCAGGGAGCUCGUCAGAGCUGGCGCCGACGUACACAGGCCCAAGACGGAGGGCAAGACGACGCCCCUGCUCGUGGCCGCGAGGCAGGGUCACACGAGGGCCGUACAGGAGCUUCUGGACGCCAGGGCGGACCCAGAGGCCCGGAGCGUCGAGGGCCACACCGCGCUGACGGCGGGGGCGUCCCGGGCGCAGGUAGGAGUGGUGCAGCUCCUGGUCAACAUACGGGCCGACACGUCGGUCUGCGUCGCCGGCAAGACCGCGUUGGACUUAGUCACCGAGCUGCGCCGCGGCACGCACUCCGCGGAGAUGGGCGCACGGGCUGCGGCCGCCUUCAACGCCCUCGCCGGCGUAGGCGCCGUGAGAGCGGACGAGCAGGCACUCUCCCGGGCGCCCGGGGCGACCGGGGCGACCAUACAGCCGUCCGUGCCGUUGCCUUUCGACGAGCCUUUCAGGCAAGAACCGCAGAGCGAGUCCAGCUCCGAGGACGACGGCAGCGAAGACCCAGACGACCACUGGGUGAUGCCAAGCGCAAGAAGCGAGUCGGGAUUCCGGCCACAGAAACUGGGCAGGCCGCUCUUCAAGGAUUGA